This is a messenger RNA of Eupeodes corollae, 1966 nucleotides long. RefSeq lists its product as uncharacterized. NCBI's taxonomy places the organism in Eukaryota, Metazoa, Arthropoda, Insecta, Diptera, Syrphidae. The coding region runs from base 659 to 1843 and encodes 394 amino acids. The transcript is spliced from 6 exons. The record is from RefSeq and is a predicted model, not a curated record.
AGUUUGUUACGGGCGACAGAGCAGAAUAGUACAACAGCAUAAAGUGUGUCGUUUGUUCUCUUCCAAAAGUCGAACAGUACCUAAAUAGGAACACAUUGUGUCGCUGUCGUCGGCAUAUCGUCGUCGUACUCGUCGUACUUUUAAAGUUUGACGUCGUCGUUCAAUUAAACGUCAUAAACGUCAAAAAAAAAAUAUUAACGAAAAUUUAUUCAAACAACAAAAAAGAGAUUGUGGAAUUUAAAAAUUUAGUACAUUCCGUGAUCUUGUCUUGUUACGGUCAGCGUCUAGUUAGAGGCCGCAUAAUCGUAUCGUAAUUUAUUUUUUUUUUGACAGAAGAGAUGUGUCAAAAAAUUCGAAUGCAAUAAUUUUGUGUCGGUUUUUUAUUUUUGUGAGAUUGUGACCAUUAAUAUUUUUGUGUGGCGUCCUUCAACGGAAUUAUAAAAAAAAAAAACGGAUUAAUAAGCAACGAAACGAACUAUAAGGAUUAAGGACAACAAUUAAAAGGAUUACAAUUCAGAGAGAGAGAGGGAGAGAGACAAAAAAAAGAUACAAGAUAUAGAAUCUUUGAAUAAAAAGAUUUUGACGUAUCGAAAUAAGGACAAUUAACUGACUCCUAACUGCAAUAAAAAAAGGAAGGAAGGACAUCACAAACAAAAACAUGAGGACGUCAUCUUCCCUGAGCUCGAUGUGGAGCAUCAUGGUGGUACUCAUUCUCUGCACCAUCGCCAAUGUCAACUCGUACUCAAAAUACGGACGCGGAUGCGGUGACAUCGGCUGCUUGCCAAAUGAAGUUUGUGUUUUGUCGCACGACGCUUGCGGAAUUCACCAGCAAAAUGGCAAAGAAUGCGGCAGUUAUCCGACGUGCAAAAAGAGCGGAGCAGCACCAUCAUCAUCGAAUAGUGGAGGUGUGAAACCGUCAGACGAAAAUGGACCGGACAGUGUAGCUUCCCAUUCUCCAUCUCAUAACCAAGGUCCAUCCGUACCAUCGGCACCCUCAUAUCACGAUAGCGGUAGUAAUAGUGGUGGUGGUGGAGGAUUUAAUGGAUUCUCAGCUGGCGGCCAUAGCUUGUACCCAACCUUACCAAAUAGCAAUCCUAACCCACAACCAAAUCCCCCAAAUCAUUAUCCCAAUCCAGCUAAUGGAGGAUAUCAGCCCUACAAUCCGUAUCCAUCAGGAGGAUACCAGCCAGCGCCACCUGCCGGUGGUGGUUAUCCAGGCUAUCAAGGAGGUGGUGGUUAUGGCGGUGGUGGCAACGGCGGUUAUGGUGGUGGUGGUGCUUAUGGUGGCGGUGCUGGAGGUUACAAUCCCCAACGUCCACAGCCCGGGCAGAAGGAAAAGAGCGAAGGAGGUGGCUUCUUCUCGAACUUCCUGUCAAAUCCGUUGGUCAACCAAGCGGUAACUGGCAUCAUCUCCGGGCAAAUCUCGAAGGCUCUGUCUGGUGGUGGCGGUGCUAAUGGUGGCAAUGGCGGUAAUCAGCCUUCAGGUGGAUAUGCACCAUCCGGUGGUUAUGGACAAGGUGGUUCGACCAGUGGCAGCUCAGGAAGCAAUUUCUUGGGUGGUCUUCUAGGAAACGUUUUAUCUGGAGCGGCCUCUGGCGGUGGUGCUAAUAACGGUGGAUCUUCAGGAUCUUCAGGCCUUGGUCUAUUGGGUCAAUUCCUUGGAAACAGCGGCGGUGGUGCUGGAAGUCAUGGACCAAGUAGCUCAGGUGGCCUUGGUGACAUUUUUACAUCGAAGAACUUCGGUGGCCUCUUCAAUGAAAAACCAUCUGGCUCAUCAUCGUCUUCUUCAUCCAACGGUCAAAAGAGCUAUCCAACUCAAGCUCCCUACAACUAUGGAAAGUAAACAAUUAUUAUUUUCUUUUUUAUUACUGUUAUUUUUAUAUGCAAUAUAUAUUUUUAUCAAUAAUUUUUGUAGAGCACGAAAAUGUAAUAGAAUAUUUUACUUUUUAAUAAAAUAAUUACAAAA